AUGAGCAGAUGGAAUGUCCGCGAAAGCACAAUCGGUUUCGUAGUUGUUGCAGCCCAUCAUGCAUUAAUCGAUGAAUCUACCCAGUUACGUCGCAACCUGAGACAGUUGGAUCACGAGAAAGACAGUUUACAAAACGCUCUGGAUGAACGUACGGAACAAUGCGCCAUGCUCGAACGGGAAAUGGCCAAACGUGAACGUCAUCUUUUGGACUAUCAGCGUUCCAGUCAAACAUUCGAACAGCGUGUGCUUCGUCUAACCGAAUCGGCUGCACAGCGCGAUCAAGAUUAUCGACAGAUGAGCGAACGUGCGGCACUACUCGAGUUGGAACUUAGUCAAACGAACGAGGCACGAAACCGGGUCACACGUGAACUGGAACAAACGAAAGCUGACUUGGACACCAUGAUGCACGAAGCCCAGAGCCUCAAAUCACAACUCACUUAUGAGACGAACAAAGUUGCGGAAUUACAAACCCGUUUGGACGAGGCUCAGGCGGAACAAACGAAACUUCGCGAACUGACCACAUGUGCUGACAGUGAGCGAGUGGAUUUGCUCAAAGAAUACCGGUAA
This is a messenger RNA of Echinostoma caproni, 567 nucleotides long. The record is from the annotation of a GenBank genome assembly. NCBI's taxonomy places the organism in Eukaryota, Metazoa, Platyhelminthes, Trematoda, Plagiorchiida, Echinostomatidae.